AGGAGGAAACCGGCGGAGCAGCUUCCCCACUCUCAGUUGCGCGUCUGGCGAUGGCGAUGAGAGGUCCCACUGCGCUGUCCGCUGCGCUCUCCCUCCAUUAGCCGCGCUGAGCCGUGCUGCGCUCUUGCUGGUGCCUCUCUCCUGGGACCCGGGAUCGGCCCCCACUUCCAGGCACGACCCCCUCCCCCGGCCUCUCGGCCUUUUCCCCCCUACUCGGCCAUCUCCGACCCGGGGCGCACGUUCCCCCCGGCCCGGCUCCCACUUUCCCUCCGGGGGCACCCGCUCCCUAGCCCCGGCCCGGCCCUCCCCGCGGCGCAGCACGGAGUCUCGGCGUCCCAUGGCGCAACCCACGGCCUCGGCCCAGAAGCUGGUGCGGCCGAUCCGCGCCGUGUGCCGCAUCCUGCAGAUCCCGGAAUCCGACCCCUCCAACCUGCGGCCCUAGAGCGCCCCCGCCGCCCCGGGGGAAAGAGAACGCGAGCGCGCUGAGCGGAGAGCGGGAGAACGCGUCCUCGCUCGCCGGCCGGGAGGCCCCGGAGCCGGCCCAUGGGGAGCGGGUGCCGGGCGCCGGCCACGACGACCGCCGCCGCCCGCGCCGCGCCCCGCCCGCGAAGCCCAGGGACCCCCUCUGGGAGAGCCCCAUGAGGGCAGGAGAGUGAUGGAGAGUACGCCCAGCUUCCUGAAGGACAGCCCAGCCUGGGAGAAGACACCCCCUGAGAAUGGCGUCCUGGCACAGGAGCCGGAUACCCUGCCUCAAGAUGGUCUGCGCCGUGGCACACUGUGCCUGGGAGAGCCUGCUCCCUUCUGGAGGGGUGUUCUAAGCACCCCAGACUCCUGGCUCCCCCCUGGCUUUCCCCAGAGCCCCAAAGACACGCUCCCACUGGUGGAGGGAGAAGGCCCCCGCAAUGGGGAGAGGAAGGCCGGCUGGCUGGGCAGCAAGGAGGGGCUGCGCUGGAAGGAGGCGAUGCUUACCCACCCACUGGCACUCUGUGGCUCAGCGUGCCCACCUCGCUAUGGCCCCCUGAUUCCUGAGCAUAGUGGUGGCCAUCCCAAGAGUGACCCUGUGGCCUUCCGGCCCUUGCACUGCCCCUUCCUUCUGGAGACCAAGAUCCUCGAGCAAGCUCCCUUCUGGAUGCCCACCUGCUUGCCACCCUACCUAGUGUCCAGCCUGCCCCCAGAGCGUCCGUGUGACUGGCCCCUGGCCCCACACCCCUGGGUGUAUUCAGGGGGGCAGCCCAAAGUGCCCUCUGCCUUUGGUUUGGGCAGCAAGGGCUUUUACCACAAGGAUCCAAGCAUUCUCAGGCUGGCAAAGGAGCCACUGGCAACCGCGGAACCUGGGUUGUUGGGCUUAGCCCCUGGUGGGCAUCUCCAGAGAGCUGGGGAAGCGGAACGUCCUUCAUUUCACCAGAGAGACGGAGAGGCAGGAGUCGGCAGACAUCAGAACCUUUGCCCAUUCCUCCUGGGGCAUCCAGACGCUGUUCCCCGGACCCCCUGGCCCACUUGUCCCCCUGGCCUGGUUCAUACUCUUGGCAACGUCUGGGCUGUACCGGGGGGUGGGAGCCUUGGGUACCAGCUGGGGCCAUCUGCCACAUCAAGGUGCCCCUCUCCUGGGCCUCCUACCACCCAGGGCGACUGUUGCUCAUCUCACCCACCUGCUAGAGAUGGAGGUCUUGGCCUGUGUGGGAAGUGCCAGGAGGGGGGCACCAUCGGGCCCAGUGAAUCCAAUGAGGAAGCAAACAAGGCCUCUGGUCCCAGGGCUUGCCCACCCAGCCAUCACACCAAGCUAAAGAAGACAUGGCUCACACGACACUCUGAGCAGUUCGGGUGUCCAGGUGGCUGCCCUGGGGACGAGGAGAGCCCAUCUGCCCAGCUGCAGGCCCUCAAGAGGGCAAGCAGCCCUGAGGUCCAGGGAGCAGGUGGAAGGCCAGCUGCCAAGCGCCCACCCGACCCUUUCCCAGGCAGCAUGGGGCAGGGGGCCAGAGGCUGGCAGGAGACGCUGGACUCGUCCUUUGGAAACAAGGUGCAGGCCGGACAGCAGGAUGACCACAGAGGACCCCAAGAUGGCAGGGCCAUCCUCCAGGACCCAGGGCUUCAGGGUACCUCUCGUUCGGCUCCCCUGGCGGGCGCGGCUCAGUACCAAAGCUGUACCCACGCGGCUGGAGAGGUGGGAGGCCUGGCCCGCCACGCCCAGCGAGUGCCGAGAUUGCCUCUGGGAGAGGAGCGGCAGCAGGAGGAAGACUCAGCAGCCAGCUGCGAGGCGGGAGGAGGGUCUGGCCCCGAGGCCCGGCUCAGCAAGGGCCUUGCCAAGCAUCUGCUGAGUGGUUUGGGGGACCGACUGUGCCGCCUGCUGCGGAGGGAGCGCGAAGCUCUGGCCUGGGCCCAGCGGGCAGGCCAGGGGCCGGCCGGGACAGAGGACAACCCAGGCGCCGCACGCUGCUGCAGCCGCUGCCGCCGUGGACUCUUCAACACCCACUGGAAAUGCCCCCGCUGCAGCCACAGGCUGUGUGUGGCCUGUGGUCACGUGGCGGGUGCGAGGAGGGCCAGGGACAGAACAGGCCCUCAGGAGGAGUCCGCGGAGGAGUGUCCCCAAGAGGCUGGGCAUACUGCCAGUUCCCUGAUGCUCACCCAAUUCGUUUCUAGCCAGGCCUUGGCAGAAUUGAGCACCGCCAUGCACGAAGUUUGGGUCAAGUUUGACAUCCGGGGGCACUGCCCCUGCCAAGCUGAUGCCCGGGUGUGGGCCCCUGGGGAUGGGGGCCAGCAGAAGGAGCCGACAGAGAACACUCCCCCAGUUCCACAGUCUUCUUGCAAUGGGGAUACCAACAGGACCAAGGACAUCAAAGAGGAGACCCCGGACUCCACCGAGACCCCGGCAGAGGACCGUGCCGGCCGAGGGCCCCUACCUUGUCCCUCUCUCUGUGAACUGCUGGCCUCCACUGCUGUCAAACUCUGCUUGGGGCAUGAGCGGAUACACAUGGCCUUUGCCCCGGUCACUCCUGCCCUGCCCAGCGAUGACCGCAUCACCAACAUCUUGGACAGCAUCAUCGCGCAGGUGGUGGAACGGAAGAUCCAGGAGAAAGCCCUGGGGCCGGGGCUGCGGGCCGGGCCGGGACUGCGCAAAGGCCUGGGUCUGCCCCUCUCGCCAGUGCGGCCCCGGUUGCCUCCUCCCGGAGCUUUGCUGUGGCUGCAGGAGCCCAGGCCUCAGCGAGGCUUCCACCUCUUCCAGGAGCACUGGAGGCAGGGUCAGCCCGUGUUGGUGUCAGGGAUACAGAGGAUAUUGCAAGGCAACCUGUGGGGGACAGAAGCUCUUGGGGCACUUGGAGGCCAGGUGCAGGCACUGACCCCCCUCGGGCCUCCCCAGCCCACAGGCCUCCGCAGUGCAACGUUCUGGGAGGGAUUCUCCUGGCCUGAAAUUCGCCCAAAGUCAGAUGAGGGGUCCGUCCUCCUGCUACACAGAGCUCUGGGGGACGAGGACACCUGCAGGAUGGAGAACUUGGCUGCCAGCCUGCCCCUCCCAGAGUACUGUGCCCGCCAUGGGAAACUCAACUUGGCUUCCUACCUCCCACCUGGCCCUGCCCUGCGUCCCCUGGAGCCCCAGCUGUGGGCAGCCUAUGGGGUGAGUCCACACCGUGGGCACCUGGGGACCAAGAACCUCUGUGUGGAGGUGACUGACCUGGUCAGCAUCCUGGUGCAUGCUGAAGCCUCACCGCCGGCCUGGCACCGGGCGCAGAAAGACUUCCUCUCAGGCUUGGACGGGGAGGGGCUCUGGUCUCCCGGCAGCCAGGUCAGCACUGUGUGGCACGUGUUCCGGGCCCAGGACGCCCAGCGCAUCCGCCGCUUUCUCCAGAUGGUGCAGGGCCUGGUAAGCACCGUGAGCGUCACUCAGCACUUCCUGUCCCCUGAGACCUCUGCCCUCUCUGCUCAGCUCUGCCACCAGGGAUCCAGCCUGUCCCCUGACCGCCGUCUGCUUUAUGCCCAGAUGGACUGGGCUGUGUUCCAAGCAGUGAAGGUGUCUGUGGGAACAUUACAGGAGACUAAAUAGAGGGAUCCCCAGUGUCCGGGGUAGGUUGGGGGGCAGGUAGACCAGGUGCUCAGUCCUGGCACAGCUUCAGCAGAGAAUGAUGCUGGGGGACUUGGGGACUUUUGAUCAAUCCCUCAAGCACCACUCUGGGCACAGGCAGGGCACCCUGUUCCCCGCUCCAACCUGGUCCCUAAAGCCAAAAACCACAGUGUCAUCGAAGCUCACACCUGCCCUUCGCAGGCUGGCACCUGCUCUGUUCCUGCAUCCCUCUCCAUGGUACCAGGCCCACACUGGGGGUGAAUGACUCCCUCCAACCCCUGCCCCCUGAGCCCAAGAGACAAAUGCCCUUCCUUGGGGGACCUUGGGAAUCAUGCUGGCUUAAGCAACACCUUCUGCUGCCUCAUCCCCUACUGUCCCACCUGUGCCGAGCUCUGCUUACACCACCCACAUCUUCACUGGGCUCCAGGGUGGCCCUUCUCACUGCAGGCAUGCUGGACAAGGAGCAGCUGAAAUCCUGCCCUUUUGCCAGAGAACAGUGAAGUGUGGGGAGUGGGGGUGGCAUCAGGAGACUGCCCAGGCUUGGCUGGAGGGAAUGAUAUGGGCAAUGCCCUGUCCCUGCUCCCUCUUCUCGCCUCCCUCCUUCAUGAUUUCCAUUAAAGUCUGUUGUUUUGUGAA
Molecule: messenger RNA, 4690 nt
Organism: Ailuropoda melanoleuca (giant panda)
Lineage: Eukaryota; Metazoa; Chordata; Mammalia; Carnivora; Ursidae
Gene: HR
Product: HR lysine demethylase and nuclear receptor corepressor
Exons: 18
Coding region: 656-4036 (1126 amino acids)
Biological process (GO): regulation of transcription by RNA polymerase II
Cellular component (GO): chromatin; histone deacetylase complex
Molecular function (GO): transcription coregulator activity; chromatin DNA binding; histone H3K9 demethylase activity
Source: RefSeq, a predicted model, not a curated record